This is a messenger RNA of Caenorhabditis auriculariae, 1225 nucleotides long. Lineage: Eukaryota; Metazoa; Nematoda; Chromadorea; Rhabditida; Rhabditidae. The record is from the annotation of a GenBank genome assembly.
AUGGUUUUGUCAUUUUUCCAGUUGUUUUUUUUUUGAUUAAUAGGACUUCAGUCGCAGUACGCUGAAUAUGAUAAGAUGUUCGGAACGGACAAGAUCGACGAAGGCUACAAUGCCUUGAAAAAGGUUUUCCAAGCCGAAUGUUUGGCGAUGUUUAAAAAGUUCAGAAAGUGGGCGGCGGCGAGAAAAAUCCCGAGAUUUUGUGGCGGCUGGCGCAGUUCUGCUACGAACGCGCUCUCCGGUUGCCUUCCAAGUCUCGCAAAGACCUCACUGUCGAAGGUUCUCAGACCAGCAGAACAUUCUUCGAACAUUUUUGGCGUUUGAGGCAGAGACUAUGCUUUGGAGGGACAUAAGAUGGAUGAAAAGAACUAUCAAGCGCUCAAAUGGGCGGCGGUUCUGUCAGGACAGGCGACAGAGUACAUGCCAACUAAAGAGAAAAUCGGGUUUGUAUAUUUCAUUUAUAGCUGGUUUGACAUGACCAUUCCGACAAGAAAGACCUUUCACGAUAUUCAAUGAGAAAAUUGAUUGAUUAUCGAUUUUUCUGCGUUUUAUUUAUCGAUACUACUAAAAUUUUCAAUUCCUUCCGUUCAGCCUAAGUAAAAGAAAUAAAAUCACAGAGCCAGCGCUGAGUUCAAAACUCUCCUCGACCUGGCGAUCCAAAGUCAACCCCAAGGAUCGAACUACGCUUCAUUUGCGCGGCCGCUACACCUACGCCGUGGCCAAUUUAUCCUGGAUGGAGAGAAAAGUGCCGUUUUUGACUUAAUUGUACAUGAUUUCCAUUUUCCUUCAAACGAAAAUGUCGUAUUCGUUCCUUCAAUCAAAAUGUCAAUCAAAAUUUUUUAUUUCUCACACACAAGUACUAAAUUUCAUUCACACAAGUACUAAACUUCAUUCACAAUUUCGCGUUCUUCUCAAGUUGUCAGAGAUUUUUCGCAGGUUGCCUCGGCGAUGUACUCGACGGUCCCGAAGGCUUCUUUCGAAGACGCCUUGGCCGACUUCAUCGCCGCCUACACUUUGCUGCCAGAUUGGAUCGAAAACGAUCUUUUCUUAGGCAAAUGUUAUCUCGCCUUGAAAGACAAGGUUUUCAGCCUCUUCUUUUGGGUUUAUUUAUUCUUUUUUUCAGGCCAAUGCCAAAAGGUUUUUCACCGAGGCCACCAAAUUGAAACCUUUAAACGACCACGAAUCCGAUCUGAUCGCCGAGGCGAAUCAGCUGCUCAGCAAGUGUUAA